AUGGCCGAGUACUCGGUCUACCAAAGGGGAGCCGGCCAGACCUUCUACCCGCAACACGCACAGAACAUACGAACCCUCCCCAACCGAGUGCGGUCGCCCACUACUAGCGGCCGCAUACCCUUCAACAACCCCGAUACGCCCUCCCCCUCGCGAUCUCCCGUACGUUCGUCUCCACAGCAGUUCGGCAUGUUCAACCAAGGCCACGGGCACCAGUCCCACAACGUUAUGCUGAAUGGACGCGGCGGCCAGCAGAACUAUGCUAUGCAAAUGAAUCUCGGCAAGCCCUUCCAACACAACCAGCACCAUCACCAACAUCACCAGCAUCACCAAGAACAAACUGGCAUCAACCAUGGCGGACAAUACAACCACCAGCACAACAUCUCGAGCGGGGGAAUGUCCAAUGUGCAGCCUAACUUCACGCCGAGCCAUCUCCAGAAUGGCACACCUGGCAGCGUCACUAGCGGGCUUAGCAAGCCGCCCAACGAGCAUUGGGCAGAGCAGUUGCGCAUGGCGCAGAUUGCGCGUGAGAUGACACAGUCGCACUCGCACGCUCGCAUCCACCCGAGUGUUAGCAAAAGCAUUGUAGCAGGCACCACCAAUGGCAUGCAGAAAGACUCAGACAAGGAAGAGCGCAAUAGGCCUGCAGCUCAGCGUGUAGAGGAUGCCAAGGAGAGCCACAUCUGGACUAUCCUGGAUUUUGGCGGACAGAAUCUGAAAGUCAUCACACCUGCACUGUUCAACUACACCUUCCUCACUAAGCUCUACGUCAAUUGCAACAAGCUUACUUACAUCCACCAAAACAUCGGACAGCUACGGAACCUCACGCAUCUGGAUCUGUCUCUGAACAACCUGCAGUACUUGCCCCCGGAAAUUGGCAUGCUCGUAAACCUGAAGCAAUUGCUCCUCUUUGACAAUCAUAUCGACAAUCUUCCGUACGAACUGGGUUCCUUGUAUCAACUAGAAACGCUCGGCAUUGAAGGCAAUCCUAUCCCAGAGGAUCUAAAGCAGAUUAUCACCGAACAAGGGACAACAGAGCUCAUUAAGCAUUUCCGUGAGAAUGCGCCUGGUCCUGAAGCACCACCUGAGCGAGAUUGGAUCGUCCUCGACGAGAUUCAAGACCCAUCACAAGAGACCGUUACGGCGUUGAGCUACAACAUUCUCUGCGACAAAUACUGCACGCAGUCACAAUAUGGGUACACGCCAAGUACAGCGCUGGCCUGGGAAAACCGUAGGGAACUCAUUCUAGCCGAAUUGCGAGAACGAAAUGCAGAUAUAGUAUGUCUGCAAGAAAUCGAUCAGGACAGCUUCAACGAGUUCUUCCGGGAAGCGCUGGCUCACAAUGACUACAAGGGAGUUUUCUGGCCAAAGUCAAGAGCGCGAACCAUGGCAGAGAGAGAGGCUAAGCUUGUGGAUGGGUGUGCCAUUUUCUUCAAGAACAGCAAGUACAUUUUGCUGGAUAAACAACUCAUCGACUUUGCCAAUACCGCCAUCAACAGGCCAGAUAUGAAAGGCGAGCACGACAUCUUCAACCGCGUCAUGCCCCGCGACGACAUCGGAGUCGUUGCGUUCCUUGAAAACCGCGUGACGGGCUCAAGGUUCAUUGUCGGAAAUGUGCACGUUUUCUGGAACCCAGCAUUCACCGACGUCAAGCUUGUGCAGGUUGCCAUUUUGAUGGAAGGUAUUACCAAAUUCGCCAACAAGUGGGCAAAGUUCCCUCCUUGCAAAGACAAGGUGGUGUUUCGAUUCACAAACGGUGACAGCGAAGAAGGGAAGGAACCCGAUCCAACCCAGGAGCCAGGUCCGUCAAUGGAAUAUUCGGACGGUGCACAGAUCCCACUGUUACUGUGCGGUGACUUCAACUCACUACCUCACUCUGGUGUCUACGAGCUCAUCACACAAGGAACAAUCUCGAACGUCCAUGAGGAUCUCGGAACUCGAAAGUAUGGCAACUUUACCAGGGACGGCAUAUCGCAUCCGUUUAGUAUCAAGUCUAGCUACUCGGCGAUUGGAGAGUUGACGUUCACCAACUAUGUUCCCCACUUCCAAGGCGUCCUCGACUAUAUCUGGUACUCGACAAAUACGCUCCAGGUGGUCGGCUUACUCGGCGACAUCGACAAGGGCUACCUCCAGCGGGUUCCAGGAUUUCCAAACUACCACUUCCCCAGCGAUCAUGUCGCUCUGUAUGCGCAAUACAUUGUCAAGAGCCCGCGGAAAGAGAAGAAGGUUUCGGAAGUCGACUUUGGGCCAAGCCGAGACAGGGAUCGGAGAUCUUGA
This is a messenger RNA of Cucurbitaria berberidis CBS 394.84, 2274 nucleotides long. RefSeq lists its product as uncharacterized. Gene Ontology annotation, biological process: nuclear-transcribed mRNA poly(A) tail shortening. The coding region runs from base 1 to 2274 and encodes 757 amino acids. Gene Ontology annotation, cellular component: nucleus; CCR4-NOT complex; cytoplasm. The record is from RefSeq and is a predicted model, not a curated record. The transcript is spliced from 2 exons. Gene Ontology annotation, molecular function: poly(A)-specific ribonuclease activity; protein binding. Lineage: Eukaryota; Fungi; Ascomycota; Dothideomycetes; Pleosporales; Cucurbitariaceae.